GCGGGUUCUCGUCGCCGCCACUCCGAUGGAGGCGUAUGGAAUCAGUCGGCUGUUGAGCCUGGUAAUCGCCAUCCCAAAGGCUCCAGCCAACCAGAAAAUUCAAAUGUGAUUUCCGGCGCAUUUGGUUGGGCAGUUCUCCAGUCUGGCGGCGGGACCUAAAGAUGGGGAUCGACCUAAGAAAAAGUCUUUCGCGAUGUCAGGGACCCAUCAAACUAGCUCGUUUUCUGAAACGUCACUGAUUUUUUCCGUCUGCUUGCCAGACUGCCCUACACUGCCCUCCAGUCAGAUAUGGAAAAGAUAUUCUCAUCCUGAAGCAGUUCCUGACAAAACAUUCUGUAGCGAUGGUGCCUUGGGUAGGUCUGGAGGUGGCAAGCCCUCCCUGCAGUGUGUACGACUGCUUGACCCUGUCCUGGUAGAUUCCAGGACUGGUUCAUGACGAGCGAUCGGUCACAAUUUACCCAGGAAAAGAAAGUCUUUUCUCUGGUAUCAAGCUAACUAGCGUCGGAUCUAGCCAGGAGGACUGGACGGUUGCCCUGGCGCUCUGUUGGUCCACCCGGAAUCCUCCACUCAGUCAUCUCAAUCGCGAGGAUCUAACAUGUUCAAUUUGAUAACUAUUCCAUUAGAUGGAAUAGCAGUACUCCAUACCUAAUGUCGUGCAAUUGAGUUCGAUUUGCAGGAUGAUGUGAUGAUGAUACCCUUUUAUCACUUUUCUUGAAACAAGACCAAUACGAUGAGCCGCAAGAGGCUCGGUCCCAAGUCCUUCGUACAGAGUAUACGAGCAGUUAGCACUCACAUUUUUUGUGUGAUCUGCUCUAUCCUUGAUCGCUAAAAAUUUGGUGCGGCGACCAUUCAACUGGUGGUGGCCAAGCGUCUAAAGCCUUAUCCGUCUGCCCAAGCACUGCAAGGCACGCUCGUCUCCGAAAAGUUGGACCGGCAUUCCCCUUGCAUUUCGACCAAAAAAAGCAUGGCUCCGGCCUUAGUCGAUCGAUCCAGGCGGAGACCGAGAUCUGUCUAUCUCUGACGUGCGACGUCUUCGCGCCUUGUCCGGUCAAGCAAGGUACCAACCAGGGCCGGUCAGAGAUAUAUAACCCGAGGGAACAUCCCCCUGAUACCUACUUCUAUAUAACCACCACUUCGAUGUUAUAGACCUUCAGCUCUCGCGUCUAUAGCAUUUCCAUUCGUUUGGUGCAUACCAUACUCUCGUUUUCAACUUGCAUUCGUUGACCGAUCACUCCCUCGUUCGUUAUCCCUUCUAUUACAUACUUCUGGGGGUAUUGUAUAUAUAUUACUUUUACACGGACAACAUGCUGUGCCGGCUUUUCACUCUCUUUAUUGCAGCUGCACUCGCGUGCUGCGUAGCAGCUAUUCCGCUGCAAGAACAGCAAACCAAUUCUAUCAUUGAGCGCACUCCUGGUAGGUGGCCAUGGCACCCACACCGUCCCAGACCGCACCGGCCCAGACCACACUGGCCUUUCCCAAAGCCACACUGGCCAAAACCACACUGGCCAGAGCCACAGCCACAGCCAGAGCCAGAGCCGACUGCAGUUCCAACUAUGGCUCCAGAACCUACGACAGUUCCCCCAACUGAGCCAAGCGGAACCUACCCACCAGACACCACUCCAACCGUUGUGCCAACAGUUGUCCCGACAGACGUUCCAACCACUUUCCCAUCAAUGACGCCAACUGCUGAUCCGACUGUAGCUCCUACCGGCACCAGUGUCCCAACUGGAGCACCAACAGGCGUUCCCCCCAUGCCUGGCACUAUCCCAUUCGGAACCGUCAUUAACGAAUGUACUGUUAACGGUACCAUUGCUCUCACCUUUGACGAUGGCCCAUACGACUACACCGGGCCUCUUCUUGACAUCUUUGCCAAGAAUGGUGCUAAGGGUACUUUCUUCGUCAACGCCAUGAACUUUGGGAACAUCAUGGACUAUGCCGAUGUUAUCAAGCGCAUGUACAAGGAGGGCCAUAUGCUUGGUUCUCACACUUAUUCUCAUGCCGAUCUCUCCAAGCUCAACUCCACUGGAAUUGCCCUUGAGAUGAAGAAGCUUGACGAUAUCCUUGCUCCUAUCAUUGAUGGAAACCGACCAACUUACAUGCGUGCUCCAUACUUCGCCUACAGCGACACUGUCUCCAAGACCAUGGCUGAACUCAAGUAUCACAUGAUCGAUGCCAACAUUGACACUAAAGAUUACGAGCAUGCCACUCCUGACGGUGUGCCAAUCAGUCUUGAGAACUUCAAGAAGGGUCUCGCGGCCGGUGGCACUAUCACCCUCUGCCACGACGUCCACCAGACUACUGUUGAGCUCUUGAUCCAGCAGAUCUUAGACGAAGUCAAGAAAAGAGGUUUGAGAGGUAUGUUAUCUCCCAGUUUCGGCCAUAGUUUGAAUGAUCCAGGCUAACAUUUUAACAAUUUAGCUGUCACUGUUGGCGAGUGCUUGGGAGACCCCCAGGCCAACUGGUACCGCCCAGCGCAAUAAAUUCCAUCACGUAGAGUUGAACUCUUACGGUAAUGGAAAUUUCGGGAGGGUAUGAUGGCAGAGUAAGCUCUGCUACGGGGACGCUGUGGAAGGGUGGCCAUGGAAAUGCACUUUUCAUUGCCUAGGGUGCUUCAAGGCACAUCUUCCCAGUCGUUUGACCCCAGUUCAGGGACGAGGCGUAGCUUCAGUGAGGUUGAACGCUUCUAAUUACUGAUCUGCUUGAUGCGCUGGGUAACCGUCUGGAGUCAUCAUGAACUAGAAAAUUGUUUUAUUACGCACAUUCUUUUAAUACAUAGUUACACAUGCACAUAUAUAAUGGAAUCUUGAGAAGCACGCUUUUGGAAUUUACUUUUUUUGAAUAUCCUCUUUGGGGGUUCGCCACAAUCUGCUGUCUACGCGGCUCCUCUAUUUUCAUCCAACAAUAUCCUAGUUUUGACACUUAAGGGGCAUCGCUCAAGUGUUACCACUAACCCUGUCCUACUUCCCCCCUUAACCCACCCUUUAUUUACGGGGCCCACGCUGAGCCUAGACUUCUGUGAUGGUUAUACAAAUGAUGUUAUAGGCUAGGUUGAAGAUAUAUACUCAGGGGAACCUUCCACUCUG
Messenger RNA from Trichophyton rubrum CBS 118892, 3083 nucleotides. RefSeq lists its product as uncharacterized. Gene Ontology annotation, biological process: carbohydrate metabolic process. NCBI's taxonomy places the organism in Eukaryota, Fungi, Ascomycota, Eurotiomycetes, Onygenales, Arthrodermataceae. Gene Ontology annotation, molecular function: hydrolase activity, acting on carbon-nitrogen (but not peptide) bonds. The record is from RefSeq and is a predicted model, not a curated record. The transcript is spliced from 2 exons. The coding region runs from base 1305 to 2402 and encodes 365 amino acids.